Messenger RNA from Penicillium manginii, 1470 nucleotides. RefSeq lists its product as uncharacterized. The record is from RefSeq and is a predicted model, not a curated record. Bases 1 to 1470 code for a protein of 489 amino acids. The transcript is spliced from 11 exons. Gene Ontology annotation, cellular component: membrane. Gene Ontology annotation, molecular function: transmembrane transporter activity. Gene Ontology annotation, biological process: transmembrane transport. Lineage: Eukaryota; Fungi; Ascomycota; Eurotiomycetes; Eurotiales; Aspergillaceae.
AUGGAGGUCAAACCAGUGAGCUCAAUGCUGGAAGAGGCCAAGGGCAGCCAGAGCCCGCUCAAUCGUUUUGGAGACGAUGCCCACCAGUCCAAAUUGACCCGCGCGAUUCUGGUGAAGUUGGAUACGCGGAUCCUCCCAAUGCUGGCCCUGCUCUUUCUAUGCUCAUUUCUAGAUCGAACCAAUGUGGGAAAUGCGAAGAUUUAUGGUCUGGAGAAGGAUAUCAAUAUUACUGAUAAACAGUACGAUAUUGGGUUGACCGUGUUUUAUCUCACUUAUGUGUGCAGUGAAUUGCCGAGUAAUCUUGUACUCAAGAAAGCCUCGCCGAAAAUCUGGUUGCCAUUCUUGACCGCAUUAUGGGGCAUUAUCACCAUGUGUCUGGGUUUUGUACAGAAUUUCGCCCAAUUUACGGCGGUUCGGGCCUUGCUUGGAAUCGCGGAGGGCGGUUUGCUUCCAGGAAUGGUUCUUUACCUGUCAAGCUUUUACAGGCGCGGGGAUUUGGCUUUGCGCAUUGGCCUUUUCUAUACCGCGGCUUCUUUGUCAGGGGCCUUUGGAGGUCUUCUUGCUCGGGGUCUAUCGGAAAUUGGUCCUCGAGGCGGACUGGAGGGUUGGCGAUGGAUUAUGAUCAUUGAGGGACUUCUGACCUUCUGCGGUGGCUUGCUGAGCUACGUGGUUCUCCCCAAUAGUAUCGAGACAGCUUCUUUCUUGACCGAGGAGGAGAGGGAGUUCGGACGAGAGCGCUUGCUCUUGGAUGCCCCCCCAAAGGCAGAUGGAACAAUCUCCGCCGAGAAUGACAGCUUUAGAUGGUCCGAGGUGCGCCGCGGUAUCCUGGAGCCGCAGCUGUGGCUCUCGGCAUCGGCAUAUUUCGCGAUUUUGUCUGGACUUUACUCCUUUGGCUUGUUUUUACCCACCAUUAUCCAAAGUAUGAACUUUGCCAAAACCCCCAACGAAGUGCAGCUGUGGUCGGUUAUUCCCUACGCAGUGGCUGCGGUUUUGACAGUCUUUGUCGCAUUCAUCUCCGACCGCCUCAAACUCCGUGGUGUCAUCAUGCUUUUCUCCCUCCCCAUCGCUAUAAUCGGAUACGCCGUCAUCGCUAAUACCAGCAACCCCAAAGUCCAGUAUGGUAUGACUUUCAUGAUGGCGACUGGCAUGUACGCUAGCGUGCCGUGCAUUUUGGUCUGGAUGUCGAAUAACUCGGCCGGUCACUAUAAGCGGGCCACGACGUCUGCGCUGCAGUUGGCCAUUGCCAAUUGUGGUGGAUUCGUUGCUACAUUCAAUUAUCCCGCCAAAGACAAGCCUCUGUAUCACCGUGGUCACACUAUUAUUCUUGGCCUGCUGGUCUUUGCGUGGUUUAUGAUUCUUUUCAAUGUUCUCUAUUGCGCCAAGGUGAAUCGUGAUAAGCGGAACGGAAAGUAUGAUCAGUACGCUGGAUAUGCGGAUGAUCGGAACCCGGAGUUUAAGCUCGUUCUAUAA